Molecule: messenger RNA, 2777 nt
Organism: Mus pahari (shrew mouse)
Lineage: Eukaryota; Metazoa; Chordata; Mammalia; Rodentia; Muridae
Product: cholesterol side-chain cleavage enzyme, mitochondrial
Exons: 10
Coding region: 1481-2593 (370 amino acids)
Biological process (GO): glucocorticoid biosynthetic process; cortisol metabolic process; C21-steroid hormone biosynthetic process
Cellular component (GO): mitochondrial inner membrane
Molecular function (GO): monooxygenase activity; iron ion binding; heme binding
Source: RefSeq, a predicted model, not a curated record
GAGCUCCGCCCCCUUCCACCUGUCUCUGUGGUCUGUAUAGAGCACUGCUCAGCAGCAAUUGCUCUGCAAAGCCUUAAGUUCCGCCGAAUACCAACCUGGCUCGCCUCGGGCAGUGCUGAAGGCGACAACCUCCGGAGAGCUUGUGCAAAUAUAUACUUUGAAGUCUGGCGGGUACCCCCCAACUUCCGGUUCCAGGAUCGCCCUUUCUGGAGGUGACACUUCUUCAUGCGUGCUCUCUCUAUCCGCAGGAGCUGAGAGCAACUGUCCCCAGAAUCCCUGGACCCUCUUUCAUGGCCUCAGACAUCUGGCUCAGCAUGUGAUUCAAGCCACAGAAAGCAGGCAUCCUGAAACCCUAGGAGGAUGUACCAUACUACACUCUACAGGACUAUGAAGUGUCAAGGAAAGCCGGGCCUCUGGGGCUGGUGUCUGUACAGCUCUCUACAAAUUGAAUCUUUGUGGCUGCAGAAUGGCUAUUAAGUUUCUGGGGCUAGUGCUCGGGUUACAAGUGUCUGUGAAGGAUGACUUCAAACUCCUUGAGUCUGCACCUGGGUGCGGUGGAUAACAGCCGCAGGAGCCUGAUGGCUACAGGUCUGGAAGAGCAGCUGUCAGGAUCGGGAGAAGGGAUGCUGAUGGCCAACACAGUCCUAGUUUUCAUGCCAUUGUGGGUGUGGUCCAUGCUGUUCCUCAUUAGUAUCUGCGACCAUCUGUGCUGGCAGGUGCUUCCUGCUUUGUCAUGCUUCUGUGUCUGGCUGACUACCUUGUUUCCAUCCUGGCACCUAGAAUUUUUAACUCCAGUAAAUGAACCACUUAAAGAACAGCAGCCAUUUCAUGACAUGGGCAUCAGUCUAGUAAAAACUCAGGGCAGGGCUUUGGACGGAUGCAAACGCAUCUUCCUACUAAGAAGAGCCUAAAAUGCACUUGACCUUGAUCACCACAGUCCUUUCCUGCGUGCAGCUGAUUGGGUGAGACGGUGAGUUCACAGGCUGCUUCUCUCUUACCUGAUGGCGACUUCUGUGCUGUUGCUUUGUGAACUAAGACAUCGUGGGAUGGUUUGAAAGUAUAUGGGGAUGGGCAAGUGUUACAUGAACAAGGCUUGAAAGCAAGAAGCAAAGGAGAGUGAGCGGUGCAUCCGCUUCCUUCUGUGCGGUUAGCGGAGUGGAACAGCCUCACUCCUCUUCUGGGCACCACCACGUCACAGAAGUGGUUCUUUGCUGCAUCCACUUUGCCGGUGAUGACAGACAUUUGCGUGUAGUGUCUUAGUGUCGUCCGGUAUAGAGAGAAGCUGGGCACUUUGGAGUCAGUUUACAUCGUGGACCCCAAUGAUGCAUCGAUACUCUUCUCAUGCGAGGGUCCCAACCCGGAGCGGUUCCUCGUGCCCCCUUGGGUGGCCUAUCACCAGUAUUAUCAGAGGCCCAUUGGAGUCCUGUUUAAGAGUUCAGAUGCCUGGAAGAAAGACCGAGUCAUCCUAAACCAAGAGGUGAUGGCGCCCGAAGCCAUCAAGAACUUUGUGCCCCUGCUGGAAGGUGUAGCUCAGGACUUCAUCAAAGUCUUGCACAGACGCAUCAAGCAGCAAAAUUCUGGAAAUUUCUCAGGGGACAUCACUGAUGACCUAUUCCGCUUUUCCUUUGAGUCCAUCACCAGUGUUGUAUUUGGGGAGCGCCUGGGGAUGCUGGAGGAGAUCGUGGAUCCCGAGGCCCAGCGGUUCAUCAAUGCUGUCUACCAGAUGUUCCACACCAGUGUCCCCAUGCUCAACCUGCCUCCAGACUUCUUUCGACUCCUCAGAACUAAGACCUGGAAGGACCAUGCAGCUGCCUGGGAUGUAAUUUUCAAUAAAGCUGAUGAGUACACCCAGAACUUCUACUGGGACUUAAGGCAGAAGCGAGACUUCAGCAAGUACCCCGGUGUCCUUUAUAGCCUCCUGAGGGGCAACAAGCUGCCCUUCAAGAACAUCCAGGCCAACAUUACCGAGAUGCUGGCAGGAGGGGUGGACACGACCUCCAUGACCCUGCAGUGGAACCUUUAUGAGAUGGCACACAACUUGAAGGUACAGGAGAUGCUGCGGGCUGAAGUCCUGGCUGCCCGGCGCCAGGCCCAGGGAGACAUGGCCAAGAUGGUACAGUUGGUCCCACUCCUCAAAGCCAGCAUCAAGGAGACACUGAGACUCCACCCCAUCUCCGUGACCCUGCAGAGGUAUGCUGUGAGUGACCUGGUGCUUCGCAAUUACAAGAUACCAGCCAAGACUUUGGUACAGGUGGCUAGCUUUGCCAUGGGUCGAGAUCCGGGCUUCUUUCCCAAUCCAAACAAGUUUGACCCAACUCGUUGGCUGCAACAAAGCCAAAACACCACCCACUUCCGGUACUUGGGCUUUGGCUGGGGUGUUCGGCAGUGUCUGGGCCGGCGGAUCGCGGAGCUGGAGAUGACCAUCCUCCUCAUCAAUGUGCUGGAGAACUUCAGAAUUGAAGUUCAAAGUCUCCGUGAUGUGGGGACCAAGUUCAGCCUCAUCCUGAUGCCUGAGAGCCCCAUCCUCUUCAACUUCCAGCCUCUCAAGCAGGAUCUGGACCCAACUGUGACCAGAAAGGGUGACACUGUAUGAACUGCAGGCUGGAGUCACAUGGGGAGGUGGCCCACGGGGCAUUUGAGGGUGGUGUCUCUGUAUCUUCAGAGACAGCACUCUGUGAUUACCUGCCCAGGUUAGCUGGGCCCUCCUCUCCUUCAUCCUCUUUCCCCCUUCACUUACCCAGGAGGUUAAUAAACACGUGAACACUAGGGACCGUUUG